CCAAAGAAGAGAAGGAAGAAGACAAACUGGUCCCCAGAACACAGCAGUGGGUGGCGGUAAUGCACGUAUAGUUGUUUACAAACCGCUGUUAAAAACGAACAGAAGGAGAAAAGCGAGGAAGACGGACACAAGACGAGUCUUUAGUGUAAACAUGACCGUGGCUAAAAGCUAACGAUGACAUGACUACAGCUUGAGCUACAGAGAACUGUACCUGUCCGUCCCAUUUAAUAAUGAACUUUCAUUAAAGAUGGGAGGCAGUGGAUCCAAAGCUAAAGGAGUCUGGCCCUUCACUGGCUCAGGGGCCAAUGGAGACUCUCCUGAGGUCAAUGAUCAGUCUUUAUCCCGGAUGUGUAGCUACAAAAAUGCAACCCCGUUUAUCUUUACAAGGAGGAGCUCUCUGUAUUACGAUGAGGAUGGAGAUCUGGCUCAUGAGUUCUACGAAGAGACAGUGGUGACUAAAAAUGGGCGAAAGAAAGCUAAGUUGAAGAGGAUCCACAAGAAUCUCAUACCUCAGGGGAUUGUGAAACUGGAUCAUCCACGAAUCCAUGUCGACUUCCCGGUCAUUAUUUGUGAAAUAUAAAAACACAGACGUGAGACUAGGAGAUGUUUCACCAAUCAAACCUCUCUAUUACAAUCCUAUCUUUGCUGAUGGGCUUUAGUGGCGCUCAGUAUCAUAAAUGUUUCUCUUGGAGUGUGAGCGAGACUGCCCUCAUGUGGCUGGAGGGACUUGCAGCAGCUUUUCUGUCUACAGAGGAAACCUCUCGAUGUAAAAUUUGAACAGCAGGCUGAAUUGGAGGACUGUUUGUUCCCUUUGUGUACUGCUAGUCAGUAAAUCUAUUCCUGUAAAUGAAGGAGUGAAUACAGAAUACUGAAAUGAAGGGGUUUCGGGGUUUAUAUUUUUGCUGAUUGAGCAUGGCAUGUCUUUUUUGUUGUUGUUGUUGUUGUUGUUGUGUAUAUAAAUGUUCUGAUUUCUGUCUGCUUCCGUUCAUUGUAUUUAAGCCCAAACCUUCACUGAUAAUUAUUUGAUGUACAGUAAUUUAUGAAAAUUAAGACACUUUAAUAAAAAUAAACUGGUAUCAAUUG
Messenger RNA from Ictalurus punctatus (channel catfish), 1083 nucleotides. RefSeq names its product tumor suppressor 2, mitochondrial calcium regulator a (gene tusc2a). The record is from RefSeq and is a predicted model, not a curated record. The coding region runs from base 248 to 580 and encodes 110 amino acids. Gene Ontology annotation, cellular component: mitochondrion. The transcript is spliced from 4 exons. Gene Ontology annotation, biological process: inflammatory response; regulation of mitochondrial membrane potential. NCBI's taxonomy places the organism in Eukaryota, Metazoa, Chordata, Actinopteri, Siluriformes, Ictaluridae.